This is a messenger RNA of Manacus vitellinus (golden-collared manakin), 1263 nucleotides long. RefSeq names its product membrane bound O-acyltransferase domain containing 1 (gene MBOAT1). The record is from RefSeq and is a predicted model, not a curated record. Gene Ontology annotation, biological process: lipid modification. Gene Ontology annotation, molecular function: acyltransferase activity. Gene Ontology annotation, cellular component: membrane. Lineage: Eukaryota; Metazoa; Chordata; Aves; Passeriformes; Pipridae. The coding region runs from base 172 to 1263 and encodes 363 amino acids. The transcript is spliced from 11 exons.
AAUUUUGUAGCAUGUCAGCUGUUUGCACUUCUGGCUGCAUUUUGGUUUCGUAUUUACUUGAGUCCCAGUCAUGCCAGCUCCGCUGUUCGCCAUGCAUUUGCAACCCUCUUUGGAAUAUACUUUGCUGUCUUCUGCUUUGGGUGGUAUUCCAUUCAUCUUUUUGUCCUGGUGAUGAUGAACUAUGGCAUUAUGAAUAUGGCGAGUAUUCCCAACAUCCACAGGUACUCCUUUGUCGUAGCUAUGGGAUACCUCACGUUGUGCCACAUAAGCCGAAUAUACAUAUUUCAUUAUGGUAUUCUCACUACAGAUUUUUCCGGUCCGCUGAUGAUAAUUACACAGAAGAUCACAACACUUGCAUGCCAGUUACAUGAUGGAAUAGGGCGACAAGCUGAGGAACUCACUGCUGAGCAAAAUCGGCUUGCUGUAAAGUCAAGACCUUCUUUACUGGAGUAUUUAAGUUAUCUCCUCAAUUUUAUGAGCAUCAUAGCUGGGCCUUGCAGCAAUUACAAGGAUUAUAUCGCCUUCAUUGAAGGGAGGCAUGUGCACAUGAAACUGUUAGAAGUGAACUGGAAGCAGAAGGGUUAUGACAGGCUUCCUGAUCCUUCUCCAACUGGAGCAGUGAUGUACAAGCUUUUUAUCACACUAGUAUCUCUCAUUUUAUUCCUGACGCUUACCAAGAACUUUCCUAUGGCGUAUAUUAUUGAUAACGAAUUUCUUGAUAAAACGCCCUUCUUGUCAAGACUUGGUUACCUGUAUGUUGUAACACAGGCAGCAAAACCAAAGUAUUAUUUUGCAUGGACGUUGGCAGAUGCAGUCAACAAUGCAGCUGGUUAUGGAUUCAGUGGAGUUGAUGAGAGAGGCACUUUCCGCUGGGACCUGUUGUCCAAUUUGAAUAUCUGGAACAUUGAGACUGCAACAAGUUUUAAAAUGUACAUUGAAAACUGGAACAUUCAGACAGCUGCCUGGCUAAAACGUGUCUGCUAUGACAGAGCUCCCCGGUACCCUACGGCUUUAACAUUUAUCCUGUCGGCCCUGUGGCAUGGUAUCUAUCCUGGAUAUUAUUUUACGUUUCUCACUGGAAUCCUUAUCACACUUGCAGCCAGAGCAAUAAGAAACAAUUGCAGACAUUACUUCCUCUCAUCAGUGCCUCUUAAGAUAGCCUACGACAUUGUUACCUGGGUUGUCACUCAACUGGCUGUGUGCUAUACUGUUGCACCGUUUGUUAUGCUGGCUGUUGAGCCCACAAUUAAGUUUUACAAGUAA